Molecule: messenger RNA, 661 nt
Organism: Cicer arietinum (chickpea)
Lineage: Eukaryota; Viridiplantae; Streptophyta; Magnoliopsida; Fabales; Fabaceae
Product: leghemoglobin-1-like
Molecular function (GO): oxygen binding; heme binding
Source: RefSeq, a predicted model, not a curated record
GCUUUCUAUAUAAACAAGAAGUAAAAUUGUUAUAUUGCAAGAUACAAAUAACAAAAGAAAGAAAGAAAAAAAAAAAAAAGAAGAGAAAUAUGGGUUUCAGUGAGAAACAAGAGGCUUUAGUGAAUAGCUCAUGGGAAUCCUUCAAACAAAACAUUCCUCAGUAUAGUGUUUUGUUCUAUACUUUUAUAUUGGAGAAAGCACCUGCAGUAAAGGACCUCUUCUCUUUUCUAAAAGACACUGCUGGAAUACAAGAUAGUCCAAAACUCCAAGCUCAUGCUGAAAAAGUUUUUGGAUUGGUGCGGGAUUCAGCUAUUCAACUUCGUGCAAAAGGAGAAGUAGUUUUGGGAGAUACUACAUUGAGUGUUAUUCACGUCCAGAAAGGAGUUAUUGAUCCUCAUUUUGUGGUUGUUAAAGAAGCAUUGUUGAAGACAAUAAAGGAAGCAACUGGAGACAAAUGGAGCGAGGAAUUGAAUACUGCAUGGGAAGUGGCGUAUGAUGAAUUGGCAACCGCGAUUAAGAAAGCAAUGAAUUAAAAAUAUAAUUUGUUAUAAAUAAGUUCAAUGAAUAAAAUUAAUAUCACUAUAUCUUGUUAAACAAGUUUCUACAAUAAAUGUUAUAUGAAAUAAUUAGUUAAUAUGAUUUGUGUUAUUUUUUACUGAAA